Rattus rattus (black rat) is the source of this 2840-nucleotide messenger RNA. It is a transcript of the gene Slc25a42, whose product is annotated as solute carrier family 25 member 42. The coding region runs from base 85 to 1041 and encodes 318 amino acids. Gene Ontology annotation, cellular component: mitochondrial inner membrane. The record is from RefSeq and is a predicted model, not a curated record. The transcript has 8 exons. Gene Ontology annotation, biological process: transmembrane transport. Lineage: Eukaryota; Metazoa; Chordata; Mammalia; Rodentia; Muridae.
GCGGCUGAGGCGGCUGUGGCAGUAGCGGCAGCGGCGGCGACGCGUCCGGGCAGGACUGAGCCUCCCGAGGUUAGCACGCCUGGGAUGGAUAAUGGUGUGCAGGAAGGCUCGGUGCGCCUGGGAGAGGAUGCUGAAGCCGUCCUGGCCGGGGCCGUCUCCACAAAGAGAGACCACAGGCAAGUUCUCAGCUCCCUGCUCUCUGGAGCCCUGGCCGGUGCACUUGCCAAGACAGCAGUAGCCCCCCUAGACCGGACCAAGAUCAUCUUCCAAGUGUCUUCAAAAAGAUUUUCUGCCAAGGAGGCCUUCCGGCUCCUCUACUUCACCUACCUCAACGAGGGCUUCUUCAGCCUAUGGCGUGGGAACUCGGCCACCAUGGUGCGAGUGAUUCCUUACGCAGCCAUCCAGUUCAGCGCACACGAAGAAUACAAACGCAUCCUGGGCCACUACUAUGGCUUUCGUGGAGAAGCCCUGCCCCCAUGGCCACGCCUCCUGGCUGGCGCCUUGGCAGGAACCACUGCGGCUUCCCUCACAUACCCUCUGGACCUGGUCAGAGCAAGGAUGGCUGUGACGCCCAAGGAGAUGUACAGCAACAUCUUUCAUGUCUUCAUCCGCAUCUCAAGAGAGGAAGGACUGAAGACCCUUUAUUUCGGGUUCACACCUACUGUGCUGGGUGUCAUUCCCUAUGCGGGACUCAGCUUCUUUACGUACGAGUCACUGAAGAGCCUACACCGAGAGUACAGUGGUCGCCCGCAGCCCUACCCCUUUGAGCGCAUGGUCUUCGGGGCCUGUGCUGGCCUUAUCGGGCAGUCGGCCUCCUACCCUCUGGACGUGGUGCGGCGGCGCAUGCAGACAGCAGGUGUCACAGGCCACCAGCACGGCUCCAUCCUGAGCACACUACGCUCCAUUGUCCGUGAGGAGGGCCUGGUGCGGGGCCUCUACAAAGGUCUGAGCAUGAACUGGCUGAAAGGCCCGAUUGCUGUGGGGAUCAGCUUCACCACUUUCGACCUCAUGCAGAUCCUGCUGCGCCAGCUGCAGAGCUAGGCUAAGACAACCGUGGACGGUGAGCUGUCAGACCAAGGGCAUGCAGCUGUGUGCCGGCAGCAGUGCUGUGGUACUUUGAGGAUGGGCAGGAGGGCGGGACCUGGCUUGGGGCUGUGGGGCCCAUAGCGAAGUGCUGGCCCUUAGGGUGUGACAUUGUGAUGAUGGAUCUUGGCUGUCCCCUCCCUUCAGUUCCUUGCUAUUGGCUGGUGAGUCUCCUGAGGCAUCACCCAAAGGCCCCUAAUGGGUCAAGUGCACUUCCUGGCUCUGUGUCCUUUGACGUGCUGCUGACUUUAGUGCCCAUUGGCACACCAGGCUCAGAGCCCAUCCCUUCUUACCAUGACGGUGCCUGGCCUGCAGAUGUGAUGGCUGUUCCUUUAAGCCAUGCACUGGAGGGUCUCAGCUUGCUCAGUGGUGGCCGUACUUUUGUCCCUCAGUCCUCCACCACACCUGCCCACCCUCUCCCCGGUGACAAAUGGCUGCUCUUGCUCACAUAGCUUUCUCCCCAGAGCACUGUGCCCAUCCCAUUCCUGAGGGCUGCACAUGACCGUUGCCAACUGCCUGGCUUGUAACCUUUCCAGGAGGCCCCAUGGCCACCAGGCAAGGGGUCCAGUUCUAACCCACUGGAAGUGCCUAUGUGGGUGUCGUCACUCAUGGGGGGCAUCUCCCAAGGCACACCAGUCAGGCCACACGCAGGCCCAAAGCCUCUUAUAUGCACAGCAUCCAUGGAGGUGGGCUCAAGCUCUUGAGACUGCUCAAGCCAGAACUCGGGGCCUUCUGUGAGGCUCUGAUACCCAUCGGGGCUGUCAUUCAGCCAGGCCACAUGAAGCCCCAAGAUGGGUGGCUUUUCCUGUAUGAGUGAGUACAGAUAUAUCCAUGGCCGGGGUAUAGGGACUGGCAGGGUCCCCAGGGACCACCAGCCAGCUUUCUCAAGAACUCCUGGGGUUCCCUUGGUGUCACAGGAACCUAUUACCUUUUCUGGGGUCUGGGGUUCUGGAUUUAGGGUCUUUGGGACAGUCCCAGUUAUAAGCCCUGGCUAUCCUGCUCCUCAGUGUUAUCUAGGCUAGCCUCCAACUUACAGCAGUCCUCCUGCCUCUAGUUUCUAGUUUUUAACUUAUCCUGCCCCAGGUCUGCACAUACAAACCCCCUAUCCUGUGCAGUGUGGUGACCUGGGUGUUGAUUCCCACAGCCAGAUGGACGGACGGCAGCCGUCUCACAUGCAGGACCUGAGCAGGGUGGCUUGACCUCCAGGCAUGUGCAGUUCUUGCUGUGGUCCUAGCUCGUUCUGUAUUUCUUACCUUGUGCCUGUGAUGCUCGGCCAUCUCUCUGCCUCCUCGUAUGGUGAUGGGCAUCCCCACCAUGUCCCCCGGUAUCCUGGCAACCUCUGGUGGCUAGAGGGACUGUGCUCUUGUGAGUGUACUGCCCACUCUGUUCCCUGCCUGGCCCCAUAUUGGGAUGGAGAGGCUGGGCACUCCAUGCCAGGAGGCUGGAGGUGACGGAAGCUCCUGGGCCACCCCAACAGGUUGCACCAUGUAGAUGGCUCAAGCCCUGCAUCAGGCAACCGGCUGGGCAGGAGACGUGAGGGUGUCAUGGGUCCCUGAUCUUCUUGCUUCCCCAUAUACCCCCAGUAGCUCUGGCUUAGGGGCUCUCUGCCUCUGUGGCUGCCCUUCUCCAUGGUCACUGUCCAGUCUGGAGUUCUAUUUUGAUGCCAUGAAGAUACUUUGUUUAUAUAUGUUUAUAUAUUUUGAAGAUUUGUGCCAACAGAGUAUAUUUAAUAAAAAUUUAAUAACUCCUGCUUCUCA